Cannabis sativa is the source of this 2890-nucleotide messenger RNA. RefSeq names its product PX domain-containing protein EREL1. The transcript has 10 exons. The record is from RefSeq and is a predicted model, not a curated record. NCBI's taxonomy places the organism in Eukaryota, Viridiplantae, Streptophyta, Magnoliopsida, Rosales, Cannabaceae. The coding region runs from base 373 to 2511 and encodes 712 amino acids. Gene Ontology annotation, biological process: protein transport. Gene Ontology annotation, molecular function: phosphatidylinositol binding.
GUUUUUUGUUUCUUUGUUGGGAUUGAAAAUGGUCCCUACUUUACAUUGGUGAGAGUGGAAGCCUAGCUAAUAAGAUAUAUAGAGAAGAGAUGGAACCCCAAACGAAGCAGAUGACACGCAAUGCCUGCCUAUAAUAAAUAAAAGUAAUUAAUACGCAGUCGUUUCAACACAUAGUUUUUCUGAUCCGAUCACCAAAACCCUAGAUUUCAUCACCCCCAAUUUUCUUCCGAUUCAGACUACACACAUACAGAUUUCACUGAUCGAAUAGUUAAUUUGAAACUUGGAGAGAAGAGGCGAGGCAAUCGAAAUUUGAUUAUUACUCUUGAAUUUUAGAGAUAGAAAGUCUGAAUUUUUAGGGAUAAAGGUCACAAAAUGCAGGGACGGAGUCCCCCGAAGCACAGGCACGAUGGGACUUCGCCACUGCCACUUGGGAUGGAUUGGAGUCCUCCCCCUAGAAAAUGGAAUGGCCGAGACACGGUUUGGCCUCAUGAUUCUCGCACUGGCUGGAGUUACUGUGUUACUAUACCUUCUUGGGUUGUCCUUCCAAAAUCAAGAGAUUCAGAUCCUGUAGUGUUCUACAGAGUUCAUGUUGGUGUGCAAUCACCAGAAGGAAGUACUACAACUCGUGGAGUUCUGCGAAGAUUCAAUGAUUUCUUGAAGUUAUUCAGUGAUCUUAAAAAAGUGUUUCCAAAGAAAAAUUUCCCAUUGACCCCACCCAAGGGGCUACUGCGAAUGAGAAGUCGGGCUCAGUUGGAAGAGAGAAGAUGCUCCUUAGAGGAAUGGAUGACGAAGCUUCUGUCUGAUAUUGAUGUGUCAAGAAGCGUUAUUGUGGCAUCUUUUCUUGAACUUGAAGCUGCUGCUAGGUCGUCAUUCCAAGAUGUACAUCCGCAGACUUCAGAAGGCAAUUCUCAUGAUUUGCCUACCCAGUCAAGCUUGCCUGCCAUUGUUGGUAGUUCAUCAAUAACAUCAGAUUAUGGAAGUGAUACUGCUUAUGAGGUAUCCGAGAUGGGAACUCCUAGGCUAGGAAGGGAUGACAGUUAUGACAUGGGUAUGGAGGAUCUGGCAUUGGAUGAGGUUUUGACAAGCCCGAUAGAAAAUCUUGUAAAGUAUGGCAUGUCUAAUAUCGACGAGGGUUUGUUUAUGGGGCAGACUAUUUUAGACCAAUUGGAAGGCCUUCCUCGGAGUAAAGUGCAAGCCAGACAUUUCAACAAUGUUGUAGGGAAGAAUGUAUAUAAUGGAAACGCUUCUAAAACUUCAUUCUUAUCUAGUAACGGAACAGAUCUUUUCUCUGAGCAAGAGAUUAAUAAAGUAAUUGCUCAUGCUCGCAAGCUAUCAAAUGACAGUGUGGGAAGUGAUGCAAGUUCUCUUAGAGGUAGUGAAAUGUCUAUAUCCGGGAUUCCAAAUUCAUCUGGAGAAGGUUCUCUUGACCUUCUUGGAGGUGCUGAAGUUUCAAGCAGCAUGGAGACUCUUGGCAACUCAGAAAUGCAUGCUUCAGGAGGUGGUGCUCGGUUAGUUCUUCCAUUAGAUCAGCGCCAUAAAUUGAAUAGGAUCCUUCUGACAAUGCAGCGAAGGCUAGUCACAGCAAAAACUGAUAUGGAGGAUCUUAUAGCAAGACUAUAUCAAGAAAUGGCUGGCAAAGACUACCUUACAACAAAGGUUAAGGAUUUGGAAGUGGAACUUGAAACUGCUCGACAAAAGGGUAAAGAAAACCUGGAGCAAGCUAUAUUGAUUGAGAGAGAAAGGUUCACCAAAAUGCAGUGGGAUAUGGAGGAACUUCGGCAGAAGUCCUUUGAAAUGGAGUUAAAAUUGAGUUCGAAGUCUGAAAAGGAUGAGAAAUCAUGUGUGAAGUCAGCAAGAAGUUCAAUCGAUCUAGAUAAAGACAUUUUGCUGCAGGAAUUGGAUUCUUCCAAGGAGCAGCUUGAGAUUUUGUCGAAGCGAUAUGAAGACUUGGAAGCAAAAUCCAAAGCUGACCGCAAAGUCCUUGUUAAAGAAGUCAAAUCUCUUCGAAAUUCACAAUCACAAUUGGAGGAUGAGCUCAGUAACUCCCUCAAGGAGAAGGCAGAAGCUGAGAAACUUCUUAAACAGGAAAGACAACGGAGUGAGCAGCGUGAAAAUGCUAGGCAAAAGUUACUGCAUAAGUGCAGGAUUCUUCAGAGUAAACUUAAGGAGUGCAAUCUGAAUUUAGCUGGGGCUUUUGAUGAUGUUAGUCCCUGUCCAUCAGUAAUGGUGGCUUCAGGUUUCUUGGCAUCAGAUGACCAAAUUAACUCUCUUCUUACAGAGGCUGAACUUCUAGGGGAAGAAAAUGGAGAUUUUGCUUCUGAGUUGGAGGAUAGUCACGAAAUGGUCAAUGAUCCAACGACAACAGACGAUGAGUUGCGCAAGACAUUAGCCAACAUCUUUAUCGAUAACGUUAAGCUAAGAAAACUGCUGAGCUCUGUUUCAAGUCGCGCUCCCAAAAUGGAUUGCGAUAAAGAUGAGGAAGAGCCCCAAGAGAAUUUGUCUUAUGAAUGAGUGAAACAGAGAUGAACAUGAUUUUCGAGUAUGAUCCAGUACAUGGGUUUUGCAUAAUCAUUCUUCCAUUUCUGCUUAAGAAGGGAAGAAAGAGAAAGAGAAAAAGAAAAAGAAAAAAGAUAACAUGGAACUAAGAAAAAUAAAAUAAAGAAACUAUUUGUUUCUUCUUAUAGUAGUUUAUGAAAAACAAGAGAAAUUACACUGCAUAUACGAAAUCUUCAAGGAAUCAUCUUUGUAAUGUGUACUGUUUUAUUAACUUAGAAUGAAUAUUAAUGAAAAAGGGAGACAAUUAGAGGGGAAAAUGUUGUAAAAUUAAAUUGCAGUUUGCUCAUUGACAUAACUGCAUCCAUUUAUGUAGACGAUGACUGUCAUUCUAUUA